AUGGCUCCACCGCCUAGUAUAGCUGGUUGCCCUCCUGGUCUUGAAUAUCUAACUCAAAUUGAUCAACUUUUGAUUCAUCAACUGGUCGAAUUAUUAGAAUUAUUUACAAACUGGGAAACGCACAACAGAUACAUGGUUAAGAACAGCAUGGGUCAACAAGUCUAUUUUGCUGCUGAGCAAAACGAUUGUUUAACUUUACAAUGCUGCGGACCAUUGCGUUCAUUUGAGAUGAGCAUUUGCGAUAAUAAUAACCGAGAAAUCAUCCAUUUGGUACGUCCUCUUCGCUGCUCUUGCUGCUGUUGUCCCUGCUGCUUACAGGAAUUGGAGGUGCAAUCACCACCUGGCACACCCAUUGGUUAUAUCGAGCAACAGUGGUCUGUUAUCUUUCCUGAGUUUAAAAUUUUGGACGCCAACAGAAACCCAGUCCUAAGAAUUAAAGGACCAUUUUGCCCUUGUUCAUGCUUUGGCGAUGUUAACUUUGAGGUUUUACCUCUUGAAGGUGAAACACCCGUUGGCAAGAUAACGAAACAGUGGUCUGGCUUUUUAAAAGAAGCAUACACAGAUGCCGAUAAUUUCGGAAUAACAUUCCCAAUGGACUUAGAUGUGAAGAUCAAAGCAACACUCUUGGGCGCCGUCUUCCUCAUAGACUUCAUGUUUUUCGAAGAUAACCAAAAUAAUCGAAACAACUAA
Messenger RNA from Trichoplax adhaerens, 690 nucleotides. RefSeq lists its product as uncharacterized. Bases 1 to 690 code for a protein of 229 amino acids. The transcript has 7 exons. The record is from RefSeq and is a predicted model, not a curated record. NCBI's taxonomy places the organism in Eukaryota, Metazoa, Placozoa, Uniplacotomia, Trichoplacea, Trichoplacidae. Gene Ontology annotation, molecular function: phospholipid scramblase activity. Gene Ontology annotation, biological process: plasma membrane phospholipid scrambling. Gene Ontology annotation, cellular component: plasma membrane.